AUGCCAGGCCCGACAUAUCAGAGUCGGAGUCAUUCCAGCGCAACUACAAGCAGCGAUGCGUCGGAGCACUCGAAAAGCACGGCGCCCACCGUCUACAGCCACCGGCCUGUUGUCAAACAGGAAGAGGAAGAAGACUCAUCGCCCUUUUCUUCGGCCGACGCGCGCAGCUCCAGCGCGACGUACGCCUCGACCGUGUCGUCCAGCGACGAUCUGCCCAAGCAGCCCCGGUACGAGGUUGCUGCUGUCGCGGACCGACAGGAAGUGUUUCCCAGCAGCGCAAUCCCCUCAAACCCAGCGAGCUUUGCAGAUUUGUUCCCCUCGGCGCGCCGCCUGCUCAUCCGCCAUGACGACUCGACGCUGGACGGCAACAUGAAUCUGCGGGUUGACACGAUGCUGAUGCGCGGUGACCGCAUGCAGCAGCAGAAAGAAGUCACCCUGUUCCAUCUGCGAAUGCACGACCUGCGCAGCCGCGUCUUCUCGCUGCGCCGCUAUUGCCGAGACUCGGGUCGCGAGGUGUGUCAUUGCCGGCGACUGAGCCAACCGGCGCCCUCGCUGGUGCCCGUUCUUCGCCGGUCGUGGAGUGUGCUGUCUGGUCUGCGGCCUGGUUCUAGUGGUGGUAAAGGGUCUGUCUUUAAUCGGUACUCCUUGGCUGCGGACGAGGACGCUGCCAAUGACGAAAACAACGACGGGAUCAACAAGUCCGAAACGCUGUCCAACACCAUGCUCCUCGAGUUCUCCAACUAUGCCCGCGUCGAGCUGAGCCGGACCGGUGUGAGCCCGCUAAAACGCUACGAGUUUGAAUACUGGCGCACCAGAUACCAAUGGCGGCGCGAGAGCCGCAGAGAGGGUGACUAUAAAGAAAUCUCGUACCACCUGGUCAACCUCGACACGGCCAAGGUGGUCGCGCAUAUUGUUCCGGAGGUGUUGACGCCGACGGAGAUGGUCGAGGAGGAAAGCAAGGGAGGAUGGGUUCCACCGUGCUCGUUGUGGAUUAGUGAUGCGUCGGCGUAUGAGAAGAUGCACGAUAUUGCCGAUGUGAUUCUGGCUACGGGCAUCAUCGCAUUAGCCGACGACAGCAUCCGACGACGGUGGCACAGCAAGCGCCAUCUCAUUCUGAAUCUUGCCAAAAAGCCGUCGUUUAUGCGCAACAUGGACCUAGACUCACUCGGCGCGAGACGGUUUAUUGACGAGAUGUUUCACCGCCGCGGGUCGGCGAGUUGA
This is a messenger RNA of Talaromyces rugulosus, 1221 nucleotides long. RefSeq lists its product as uncharacterized. The transcript has 2 exons. Lineage: Eukaryota; Fungi; Ascomycota; Eurotiomycetes; Eurotiales; Trichocomaceae. The coding region runs from base 1 to 1221 and encodes 406 amino acids. The record is from RefSeq and is a predicted model, not a curated record.